AUGAAAGUUUGAGGAGAAACUUGAAGGAACCGUGACGGAAAUUUGAGGGCAAAGGACAGUGUAAAUGAAAAAAAGAAGAAAUGGGAUGCAAACAAUUCGGGUAAAUUAGUAUACCGGAUGGCUUCCCAUAACGUCACGUAACUGUGAUGCCAUUUAAUAGGCGCCAUUAGAUGUAUAAUAUUAACAAUGUACUCUUAUAAACUGUAGCUGUAGCAAUCAAGGUCGGCCUAUUUUAUUAGCUUCUGAUAAGAUAACUAUGAAAUUCAAACUGAUUUAUCUCGAUUCCUUAUCUAGCUGAAAUGUAACGCAAUUUCAAAAAAUGUAGACUUGCCACCAUUUUUUUGGAACUUUUAGAAUACUUAAGAGGGAAUCCACGUGACGCUCCCCUCCCCCUCGCGCACCAGCAAAUUUUAUACUUACAUUUGUUCAGUUGUAUGAUGGACUGGAAGUCGAAAAGCAUCAGACCAACGAAUCCGAGGAAGAAUGCGAACGCAUUUUGCGUUCCUACAUUUCUCUUUACAUUGCCGAUCUUCUUCAAAGGAUGGCGAAAGGAGUUGACAGAAGCCGACGUUUACGAGCCACUCUCCGGUUAUCGUGCGCGCUUGCUUGGUGAAAAAUUGGAGCAGCUAUGGAGAGAAGAGGUUGAGAAAUGUAAAAAAUCGAAAGCGACGCCGACGCUCCGAAAUCAGCUAAUACGAGCCUUUUGGUUUGAAGGCAUCGUGAAUGGAUUGGUAUUGAUGGUGGUUGAAGUGAUUGUCAAGCCUCUGCAAUGCGUUCUGAUAGGCAGACUUAUUACCGUCGUUUCCUCCGUGGAGAACGUGGGGAAGCAUGAAUUGUAUAUGUAUGGUGCGGGGAUGGCUUGUUGUUCGCUGAUAACUUCCAGCUUAAUUCACCCGUACUUGCUGGCAGUACAUAAUCUGGGUUUGAAGCUGAGGAUCGCGUGCAUUUCUUUAGUUUAUCGGAAGAUACUGAGACUAAAACUUAGUGAAUUCGAAGGGAUGAGUUCUGGCAAAAUUCUCACGCUAGUUACAAACGAUUCGAAUCGUUUCUACGAGAUUCCUUUACUGAUACACUACAUGUUGGUGGCGGUGCUUCAAAUCGCGGUAGUUGGAUGGUUCCUAUAUAAAGAGUUUGGGAUUUCGUCGCUAAUUGGUGUUUUCUUUAUAAUUUCAUUCGUUGGGCUGUAUUACCUUUUGGGAACAAUUUCGAAACGGUUACGUUCGAAAAUACUCACGAAAACAGAUGAAAGGGUACGUGUGACGAAGGAGAUCAUCUACGGCAUACAAGUGCUCAAAAUGUACAAGUGGGAAGGCUAUUUUUCGAAUUUGGUGUCUGAAUGUCGCAGAUUCGAAAUCAGAUUCACGCGUAUUUCUUCUUACGUAAAAGGAAUGUGUGCGAGUUUCCAACUUUUUGUACUACGCACGUCGGUUUUUGCAACAAUUUUGGCCUUUGUGCUCUUAGGAAACGAUAUAACAGCGGCGAAAGCAUUUCAAUUAGUAUCUUUCUACGCUAUCCUGCGAGCCCCUAUCGUAUCCUUCCUGCCAAAGGCAAUUUAUGUGAUAAUGGAGUCCGUAAUUCCGCUGGAAAGGUUAAGCGAGUUUCUUCGCUGCGAUGAAACCCAGAAGGAUUCACACGCUCGCUCAGACGAAAGUGGAGACGCAAUUAUACUCCGCAACGUUUUUGUGCAGAAAGCUUCCACCAACCUUCUUUCUGACAUCAAUGUCAGUAUAGGACGGGGUCGCUUAGUGGUUAUUGUCGGGCCGGUCGGUUGCGGAAAAACAAGCUUGGCACACGCCAUCCUAAACGAGAUGUCUUUAAGCUCAGGAUCAAUAACAGUGUCAGGAAGUGUCAGUUACGCAUCUCAAGAACCUUGGAUUUUCACCAGCACUGUGCGACAGAAUAUCAUUUUCGGCAAUAAAAUCGACAAACAACGCUACGACAACGUAGUGAAAGCUUGCGCUUUAAGUCGUGACCUAAAACUGUUUCCUCACCACGAUCAGACAAUCGUGGGCGAGCAUGGUGCGUCACUAAGUGGUGGACAAAAAGCGAGAAUCGGUCUGGCUAGAGCCGUUUACAGGAACGCCGACAUUUACAUUUUGGACGAUCCUCUAUCGGCUGUCGACUCCCGGGUUGGAAAAUCAAUCUUCCACGACUGCUUCAAGUCACUAUUGAAGGAUAAGACUGUCGUCUUAAUUACUCAUCAGGUGCAAUAUUUGAAGGCCGCCGAUGACAUUAUUGUACUGAACAACGGUACGGUAACAGCCCAAGGUAGCUUUUCAGACUUGGUUUCCCAAAACGUCGACUUUGAUGUGAUACUUUGCAACGGGGACGGUGAAAUGAUCACAGAGUGCGAAACAAAUCCUCAGAAAGUCCGAACAACGAGCACAGGGUCAUUGGUGUCCAAGCAGGUAGAUGCCCCAGACACAACGGACGAGCAAACAACCAGUGGUGCCGUUGCAAGUUCAGUUUAUAAAACCUACUUCUCAGCGGGAAGCCAUUGGAGCACCUCGUGCUUUGUGAUUGCUCUAUUUGUGAUAGCCCAAGUACUUGCAAGUGGAUCUGAUUACUUCAUCGCUUACUGGGUGAAUUUGAAUCAAGUACAAACCUCGUCGGUCAGCAUGCCAAUUAACAUAUUCAUUUACAUUUACACAACCAUAAUCUUCGGAGUUAUAGUAUUUGUUAUUGCUGCAAUGGUCACCUUACAUAGUUUGUGCAUGGAAUCGUCAACCGGAUUACACAACGCCAUGUUUACAAGUGUUCUCGGAUCUCCAUUAAAAUUUUUCCACCUAAACCACUCUGGACGAAUCUUGAACCGAUUCUCCAAAGACCUACAAACAAUCGAUGAAGAGCUACCACUGAUGAUGCACGAGACUGUUUUGAUGGGUCUUAUGACUACUGGAGCAAUUGUUCUUAUUGCCGUUGUCAACUACGUGUCAUUAAUUCCAGCUGCCAUCGCUAUUGUAAUGUUGUACUAUCUGCGCAAGUUCUAUCUCGCAACAAGUAGGAAGCUUAAACGCAUAGAGGCGACAACUAGGAGUCCGGUUUUGGGCUAUGUAAACGCCACGAUCGAGGGAUUAUCAACGAUACGCGCGUUUAACGCUGAGCAGGUUGUGCUAAAUGAGUUUAACUACCACCAAGAUCUGAAUUCUUCCGCCUCUUACAUGUUCAUCUCAACAUCCAGAGCCUUUGGUUAUUGGACUGAUCUAUCGUGCACCAUGUUUAACACCUGUGCCAUAUUUCUUCUCCUUAUCACUGGCAAUAACUUCGGCGGAAAUAUCGGGCUAACCAUAACUCAAAGCUUAGGAUUGACAGGCAUUCUCCAGUUCGUGAUCCGGCAAUACGCUGAAAUGGAGAACGCCAUGACGUCGGUAGAGCGCGUUCUGGAAUACGGCGCCCUCGAGCAAGAACCGGAAGAUCACUGCAUUACACCUCCGCCAAACUGGCCGGAACACGGCAAAAUCGUUUUCGACAGCAUUUCACUCCGAUACUCACGUGAGCUUCUGAUCUUAAACGACAUCAACCUCGUAAUAAAACCAAGGGAGAAAGUCGGCAUUGUUGGGCGAACGGGGGCUGGGAAAUCGUCGAUAAUCAACGCCAUGUUUAGAUUAAGCGAGUUUUCCGGCUCCAUUACAAUCGACGGAAUCGAUACUAAGACUGUUCCACUGUGUGACUUGCGCUCCAAAAUUUCGAUUAUUCCCCAACAGCCGACCAUCUUCUCGGGAUCGUUGAGAAAUAACCUCGAUCCGUUGGACGAAUAUUCUGAUGCCAUUCUAUGGACAGCUCUGGAGAAUGUCGAACUGAAAGAUACCGUCAGUAAUUUACCUUUCGGUUUAAAUUCGGUAAUUACCGAAGGUGGUCUCAGUUUUAGCAUUGGUCAACGUCAACUGAUGUGUUUGGCGCGUGCGAUGCUGAGGAACAACAAGAUUCUCGUCCUCGAUGAAGCUACGGCAAACGUGGAUCCAAAGACUGAUCUUUUGAUUCAGACGGCUGUUAGGAAGAAUUUUUCGAAUUGCACGGUUCUGACGAUUGCUCACAGAUUGGACACUGUGAUAGACUCUGAUAAGAUUUUGGUUAUAGACGGGGGGAAGGUUGUCGAAUUUGACCAUCCUCACGUGUUGUUGCAAGAUUGUGACGGUGUCUUCUACGCCAUGGUUAAUCAAACGGAUCGGCGGAAUGUUUGCGAAAACGGAUGACCCAAAAAAUUCUCCAAAGAACUAUCACUGACCUUUUUUAAUUGCAAUAAAGAUUUUUUAAGAAUCUUGUUAACAUGUUACUCCAAAGACUGCCAUGUUAUAUUAGAAGCCCUUGUUUGAUGGAUCCCUCUUACUUCUGUUUGCGCCGCUGCUAAAACUCUAGAGAAGCCGCCGAUUUCCAAUCAUCUUCAUUCAAUUCAGUAAAAGGUUUUGGUAAUUCCCAAAGAAUAUUAGUGAAUAAUGUUGGGAAGGCACCCACAAGUACCAUCAUAAAAUAGGGACGACCAUUAUUUUUGGCAUAACUCGCAUAAGAUCAAAAGCUGGUCCGUUGUUCCUUUUUCCGAUUCCCUAGGUAAAAUUCGGCCUCGCUGACCAUUUUUCAAGUCGUCCAAAUCGAGAUCGACUCCAUUCCCGAGAGCGCACACCUAUGCACCGGUGCAAGGCAAAAAUUAGACAGGAGUAGUAGUUUGAAGCUCUAUUAAAGAACGACUUCCUAUCAAGAAGUGAAGCUCAUGGACAAGUACUGACUGCUCCAGCAUCAGUGUGGUUUCGAGACCAAGUCGCCCACUCGAACUUCACAAUCCUUCCAGAGGCAAACAACCUCAGUUUCAGAGUCGACACGCGGUGGAAAUGUACCAAGAUGGCCCAGAUUUUCGGUUCUGUAACCACUACCGCAGAACAACACCAACAGAUCCAGAAUUUUCCCACCUCUUCCUCAUCAGCCCAAGGACUACUGUUCCCACACUUUCCUCAUAAGGAGAGAUCAAGACUUUCUUCCACUCGCAUCGUAUAAGAUUCGUAUAAAUGGUCCGCCUUUUAGUCCAAUACAGUUCCACCUUCCGAGAAAACACGAUCCCUACCUUAUGGGGAGCAUCCCAUUCCAUUUAUAGGCGAGAAUCAAGUAAUUGUCACUUCUCCAUAUCGACUAUUUCGUUUCCAAACAAGACCUACUGCUAUGCAAAGAGAUCACGACCUAAAUAUGCGAUUCUUUCUGUGGCAAUGGCCCGAAAACCCGAUGGAUCCACCAGAAUCUGUGUUACCUGCUGCCCCGGAUGGACGAUUUACUCCACGUCACGCUACUCGUAAAUCACAAUCUAUCCUUAAGACCGUGAUAAUUUUAACGUUCCGAAACUAAUACCCUCUAUGUUUUGCACUGAAACAAUAUAGCCGAUACACAAAUGUGUAAACUCAACUUAGUAGCUUCGUCAACUCCAGAAUGAAUCCAUCGCAGAAUUCUUAUAGACGACAAACAUGGGAGAUCAUGCAUCCAUUUGCAAAAACCACUUUCAGUCUCAGCAUCUACUGGUGCAUCCCACGCCCAACCAAGCUUCUUUUCCCAUGUGGUCUGCAGUACCUAUCAACUUUGACUUUAAAGUCGUCAGCAAAGUGAAUCCAGUGGGAUCGAAAAUCCUUUGAGCUAUUGUCAGCAUCAUUCUCUUCUUAACUGGUGAGGUAUCGGAAUUGCCCCAAUUUUGAAGAGAGUCCCGGAGUUUCUUCUGUCAACUAGGAAGAAUGGUUUUGGGUUUGGUAGCAAACUUUAUUAAGGAAUUCGAAUUCAGACGUCGACGUGUCAAAAAUCGUCCUGAAAAUGUGAGAAAUAAUCUCAGAAUGCAAGAGGGAAUGCAGAGAAGAUUAUCAGAUUGUGGAAACAUUUCCUAGAAUAUAGCAUUUUUUGUUUAAAUAAUAUUAUCGUUGCGCUUUUAACGAUCGAUAUGUGCGGAAUUGUAUCUAAAGCCUUCCCACUUGCUCGCAUGAGAACAUUCUGCCAUAUCGGUCUAUGCAUCUUGUAGUUUUAUAUCUGUAAGUCCUCUGCCUCCUGCCGAACGAGGAAGGUAAAGUCGUAUAG
Photinus pyralis (common eastern firefly) is the source of this 6039-nucleotide messenger RNA. Its product is annotated as multidrug resistance-associated protein 4-like. Gene Ontology annotation, cellular component: membrane. NCBI's taxonomy places the organism in Eukaryota, Metazoa, Arthropoda, Insecta, Coleoptera, Lampyridae. The transcript has 9 exons. Bases 435 to 4193 code for a protein of 1252 amino acids. Gene Ontology annotation, molecular function: ATP hydrolysis activity; ABC-type transporter activity; ATP binding. Gene Ontology annotation, biological process: transmembrane transport. The record is from RefSeq and is a predicted model, not a curated record.